Molecule: messenger RNA, 4391 nt
Organism: Acanthaster planci (crown-of-thorns starfish)
Lineage: Eukaryota; Metazoa; Echinodermata; Asteroidea; Valvatida; Acanthasteridae
Gene: frk
Product: fyn related Src family tyrosine kinase
Biological process (GO): protein phosphorylation
Molecular function (GO): protein binding; protein tyrosine kinase activity; ATP binding
Source: RefSeq, a predicted model, not a curated record
UGUCAUUUUGAUGUAGUCCGGCGUAAUGCGGCCGGUUAUGAACCCGAUCAUCACAACUCGGCCAUUCCUCGUUACUUCCUUGUUUUUCGAGUACCAAAAGGGUUCUCAUAUUUUCACCGGAAACGUCAACUUUACUGGCCACUGUGUACUGGUACAUGUUUCUGCAGAAGGAAAGUGUGUGAUAAUUCCUCAUCAUGGGGAAUUGCUGUGACGGACCAUCGAAGGAAAGGAAAUACAACCCCCAGGCUGGCGUGCAAACAAACAUCGCCUUGCAGCAGCAACAACAGGCACAAGUCCCCAACUCCGCUCACAACCACCAGCCUCAGCAGCAUAGAAUACACACCGAUGCUUUGCCCCGUCAGCCCGCCGGCCCAUCCACAGCGGUUGCCCCCGGCUUCAAACUGUAUGUCGCCUUGUUUGACUACGAUGCCAGAACCAACGAGGACUUGAGUUUCAGGAAAGGGGAAGAACUUGAAGUGCAGAAUGACAAUGGGGACUGGUGGCUAGCCCGAUCAAGAACCACGAAGAAGGAGGGAUACAUUCCUUGUAAUUAUGUAGCCAAAGUGCAAUCACUGGAAUCAGAACCAUGGUAUUUCCAAAAUAUAAAGCGAGUAGAUGCAGAGAAGAAGUUACUGCUGCCACAGAACGAGCAUGGAUCUUUCCUGAUCAGGGAGAGCGAAAGUAGGAGGGGAGACUUCUCCUUGUCACUACGAGAUGGUGACACUGUUAAGCAUUACAGAAUACGUCAGCUGGAUCAUGGAGGCUAUUUCAUCGCAAGGCGGUCCACAUUCAGCACUCUUUCAGACCUUGUCAAGCACUACACAGUGGAAGCUGAUGGGCUGUGUGUCAACCUCCGCAAACCAUGUGUACUGGUGGAGAAGCCACAGACGAUUGGGCUGUCCUACAACACGGCUGACCAGUGGGAGAUCCCCAGGAGCUCCCUGCAGAUGGUCAAGAGGCUAGGAGGUGGGCAGUUUGGGGAGGUGUGGGAGGGACUUUGGAACAACACGACCCCAGUCGCAAUCAAGACUUUGAAACCAGGUACUAUGAACAAAGACGACUUCCUCAAAGAGGCUCAAAUCAUGAAGAAGCUGAGACACCCGAAGCUGAUCCAGCUGUAUGCAGUCUGCACCAUGGAGGAACCCAUGUACAUCGUUACAGAACUCAUGAUCAAUGGGGCUCUGCUGGAUUACUUACAGACAGCAAAAGGCCGAAUGCUGAAGCUACCUGAGUUAAUCGACAUGGCCUCGCAGGUUGCGUCCGGCAUGGCCUACCUGGAGAAACAGAGCUACAUACACAGGGAUCUAGCCGCCAGGAAUGUCCUGGUGGGAGAAUCCAACAUAUGCAAAGUGGCUGACUUUGGCCUGGCAAGGAUCAUCAAGGAUGAUAUUUACGAGUCACGUGUUGGUGCCAAGUUUCCAAUCAAAUGGACAGCCCCAGAAGCAGCUAACUACCUUGCCUUCACCAUCAAAUCUGACGUUUGGUCCUUUGGGAUUCUGCUCACAGAGAUUGUUACAUAUGGCAGGAUACCAUAUGCAGGUUACACCAACAAACAAGUACUGGACAUGGUGGAAACUGGUUUCCGUAUGCCCUGUCCUCCUGGUUGCCCCCAGGAGCUGUAUGAAAUCAUGCUGGAAUGCUGGAAGGCCAAUCCGCUCGACCGACCCACGUUUGAAACACUUCAGUGGAAAUUGGAAGAGUUCUUUGUCAAUACCGGUGACCAGUACAGGGAACCAUCCGCUAUCAAUUGAUAAUGGCUUGGAGAAGUGAUAAGCUGUGUCUGAAUUACUUGGCUGCGGCUUGAAAUUACGUACAACUCUAUGGGAAGUGGCUGUUGUUGCAACCAUGGACAUAUGUAAUUUUAAGCUGCAGCAGAGUUAUUUAGAUGCGAACAUAGAAUGGUUUCUAAUGGUGGUUAUGGGGGAAAAAGUGAAUAUAAUAAGUAGAUGAAAUCAACACUUUAGAAACAUGAAAAAAAAUGUUGGUGUGUACCAGGAUAUUGCCGGCCUCCUGUCAUGUUUCAUAAAACUUUUGGUGGGAUGUUGAACUCAGCCAUGACAGCUCACACAUCAGCCAUGUGACCUGUCUUGCGACCUGCACCUCAGUUGAGUCAGAAGUGGUUGUAGGACAUAAAUCUCCCAGAAAACAAAAGUCAGAGGAUUUGACAUGUAGCAUGACAUGAAUAAAAAGUUUUUACUCGUAUCAUUUUCUUUCCAAAAAUAAUCAGAAAUUAGAAAAUGCUUCUGUUCUAACUGGAUCAUAACGUGUACAAAUAAGUAUUAGCCAGUUCUGUAUUUCAGCUGGCUCACAAAGGCUGCAUCUGAACCAUGUUUUUUUUUGUCUGUGGCUUGGCUAUUCUCAUAGGUGUGGCCAUGUUGAAUGUCACAGCCGUAGACAAAAAGGAUUGAAGCACACCUCACCUUUCUGUCUGGCACCGGAUGUAAAAUAGAAAAUUGUGGGAGUAGAAUGCCUGUGUAAAGAUACAACAUACUUGUUCAAAUUGUUCAUGUGUCGUUCUCAAAUGUUUUGCACUGACUUGUUUCAGUUCCAUCACAACAGUGAAGAUGGAUCAAAACUAUUUACCUGUAUAAUUGCACAAUUAUGUAUGCAAAUACAAAGGCAGGUGCUUUCUUGUGGGUCAUACCCUCUUUUGAACUGAUGCAGCAUUUCUCAUUCGUACAUAGAGUCAAAUGUACUGUAAAUGUAUGGUUUCAAAGUAAAUAUUGUGGGAAUGCCAAUGUACAUUGCCCUUUGUACUUGCAAGGAAACUCUAUCUCUUGUCGGUAUUAAACCGCUGUCAGGAGAUAUGUCACGCAAUCAAAACUUUUCACACAAUCAUUUGUGUCAUGACUUCACCAGGCAAAGUGAAUAUUCUUCUGUGCAAUGUUGACUUUACAUGUAGCAGGACAGAAGUGGUGAUUUCCCAGAAAUGUCCUUCUCUGAACUCACGACAAGGCAUUUUGCAUUUUAAGUGUAAUAUAAACACUCUGCUUAAAGGUAACUGCUCGUGUGUAAUUGUUUGAAAUUGGAACUGUUUAUACUAUCUAAAUUAUAUGUGGCUGGACAUGGUACGUGUCCAUGUACUAGACAUUUGGUUUCCAUAGUGACUGAGGAAAAGUAUGAUCUGGUUUUAACUAAAAAGUAGAAGAGAAGGUAUUUAAACAGAUCACAGCAAAUGUUUGAGUUUUACAAAUAUUUGCUUUCAUGGGGGUUUGACUUUAGCUUGUAUUCAUUCAGUGCUUGAAAGCGUAGUUGGUUGAAAGGUUUGCGAUACAGUAGUCAUUCAAGACCAUAAAUAAAGAGUGGGAAAUGACAUCUAACAGUGUGGCAGUGGACAAGGUAUGAUGUGAUAGAAUGCUGUCGGUAUCAUUAAUUACAUUGAUCAUCAAUACACAGAAUGAUAAGCUAUGAUUUUUAUGUCCCUACACAUGGACAGGUGCAUUUUAUUUUGUAAGUUUUCAGUUUAUUUGUUUUAUGUGUCGGGUUUUUUUACAUGUGCAUAAACCAAGCAGAAUUCACCAAUUCGAAAGUGCGCAUGACUUUUCCGGAAGAUAAUGCGACUUGUUUUCAAAAAAAAAAAAGCUCACUGCAGAGCUGACUUCUUGACGUGUAACUGAUUGUUGUGCAUCUGUUUUGUUAGGCAGAAACAGAUUCUGUGGAUUUACUCAUUGCUUUGAUUUUUUAAAAUAAUUUUUUAAAAGGUGUAAACCAAUCGUAAUGCUCUCUCUCUUUUCAUAUAUGCUUAAUUUUACGUUCAUUUUGAGUCUAAUUAAUUUCAGUUUGAUUCAGAUAUAUGAGUACUACUGCAUGCUUAUUUCAAGACCUAUUACUCUACACCUAUGGUCAGUCUGCCAUACCAAAACAAGUUUUUGAAAUGCAUGCGUAUGUUUUAAAAUACCUAAAUUAUUAUACAGUAAUGAGUUUGUGGACAGAUGUAUGUAUAUAAGUAUUUUUUUACAGCAGUGAAGAAAUUUUUCAUGUUUUUCUGGCCUACCAGUUACUGCAGAUGAUGUGGAAUGAAACUCUAAAUACUGAUUACAUUUUAAUUUUCUUGCCAAGGGAUUUACUUGACACUGCAUACAGACAAUUAGGAGGAGAUGCCAUUCUUGCGGGGCCAUCACACUCAUGCACGGGUCUUAACUUGAGCACGGGUGUGCAUUUUAGCAAGCCACAAUACCCUAUAGGUCCAAGAUAAAUGUAAUGCACACAUACCGCUUAGGUGAGAACAGGAUGACCUGCCAUAAUGGCUUCUAAUUCCGGUUGCUGGAAUAGUUUAAUAGCUGUGGAAUAUGCACAUCUAAGAAAGUUUCAUAGAUGAUCAGAAGGAGAAUAAACUUUGGUGUGGUUUUAACCCCCUAUAACCCAGGAAUCAGAGGCAAGCUUGGGGCAAA